This is a messenger RNA of Colossoma macropomum (tambaqui), 2250 nucleotides long. RefSeq names its product protein disulfide isomerase family A, member 6 (gene pdia6). The coding region runs from base 126 to 1454 and encodes 442 amino acids. Gene Ontology annotation, biological process: response to endoplasmic reticulum stress. The record is from RefSeq and is a predicted model, not a curated record. Gene Ontology annotation, molecular function: protein disulfide isomerase activity; protein-disulfide reductase activity. Lineage: Eukaryota; Metazoa; Chordata; Actinopteri; Characiformes; Serrasalmidae. Gene Ontology annotation, cellular component: endoplasmic reticulum lumen. The transcript has 13 exons.
GAGAGAGCGAGGACAGGCCGGAGCGGAGCAGCUCAGUGGAGCGUCGCUGCAGGAGCGGAGCGCUAUAAUCAACUUAACUUAGUGCAGCGCAGACUUCAGUUUGCCGGUGAUACCUGAAAAGAACCAUGCGAGCUCUGCUGGGUGUGUUGGUGUGUUCUUUGACUGUCCUCUCUGUCCAUGGGAUGUACUCUGCCAGUGAUGAUGUGAUUGAGCUCAAUCCUUCGAACUUCAACAGGGAGGUCCUGCAGAGUGACAGUCUGUGGCUGGUGGAGUUUUACGCCCCCUGGUGUGGACACUGCCAGAACUUGGCCCCAGAUUGGAAGAAAGCAGCCACAGCAUUGAAGGGAAUUGUUAAAGUUGGUGCUGUUGAUGCAGAUCAGCACAAGUCACUGGGAGGCCAGUAUGGGGUUCGUGGAUUCCCAACCAUCAAGAUCUUUGGGGCCAACAAACAUAAGCCUGAGGAAUACCAAGGUGGACGCAGCAGUCAGGCUAUCGUAGAUGCAGCUCUGAGUGCUCUGCGUUCUCUAGUCAAAGACAGACUAAGUGGAAAGACUGGAGGUUCAGACUACAGUAGACAGAGUUCUGGUGGCAGCAGUGGUGGUAAUAAGAAAGACGUUUUCGAGCUGACUGAUGAUAACUUUGACCAGACGGUUUUGGACAGUGAUGAUGUUUGGAUGGUAGAGUUUUUUGCACCAUGGUGUGGACAUUGCAAGAAUCUGGAACCUGAAUGGACAGCCGCUGCUACUCAGGUCAAAGAACAAACCAAUGGCAGAGUGAAGCUGGGAGCUGUAGAUGCUACUGUUCAGCAGGGCCUGGCAAGCCGCUAUGGGAUCAGAGGAUUCCCUACCAUUAAGAUUUUCCGUAAAGGAGAGGAGCCAGAAGACUACCAGGGUGGACGCACUCGCUCAGACCUUGUUGCCCGUGCCAUGGACCUUUACUCAGACAACGCCCCUCCUCCAGAACUGCUGGAGAUUCUGAAUGAGGACAUCUUGAAGAAAACUUGUGAGGACCAUCAGCUUUGUGUGAUUGCUGUGUUGCCUCAUAUUCUUGACACAGGUGCAGCAGGUAGAAAUGGUUAUCUGGAAGUGAUGAUGAAGAUGGCUGAGAAAUACAAGAAAAAGAUGUGGGGCUGGCUGUGGACUGAAGCUGGAGCUCAGAUGGAGCUGGAGUCCUCUCUGGGGAUAGGUGGUUUUGGCUACCCUGCCAUGGCAGCUAUUAAUGCUCGCAAGAUGAAGUUUGCUCUUCUGAAGGGCUCAUUCAGUGAGACAGGAAUCCAUGAGUUCCUAAGGGAUCUCUCUGUGGGACGUGGCUCGACUUCCACAGUAGGAGGUGGAGCUCUGCCAAAGAUCCAUGCUGUUGAAGCCUGGGAUGGGAAGGAUGGAGUUCUUCCUGUGGAGGAUGACAUUGACCUGAGCGAUGUGGAUCUGGAUGAUCUGGAGAAGGAUGAAUUAUGAGUUGGUUGGCUGGGAGGGCUGGUCUAGUUUGGUGUCAAGACCGCACAGACUCAGCCCAUAACCCAUCUCUCCUCUCCUGUGGAUGAGGGGAAAUCUAGGACAUUAAGUUACUGUACACUCUUGAAACGAAGUCGUGUUGCUUUUAACUUCUCUCCACUAGUUUGAAAUGAGGGGAUCAGGGAUUAAAUCAUGGUUGAACUCAACUUUGUCUCACACACCUCCUUUACAUUUGAUUGGCUGGCUGAUUUGAUCUCCCAGUGAGGAUGAUAAGCAGGUUUAUGUAAUGUCACUUUUCUCUGUCCAGUUGUCCUCUCUCCAAAACACACAGCUGCAAAAUGAGGUUCAUGCUUUUUCAGUUCUGAUAAAAUCUCACCCAGAAUACUUUCCUAAGCUGCAUCUUUCCAGUGACAUCCAUUUCUCUGCCAACACUGAAUAAAAUAGCACAUUUGACAGAAUGAGUUAGCUGACACAUGGACUUUCUCUGUCUUUAGGGAGUGUUCUUAAGAACAGGAAGCACUAGUUUACUGAAUGUAAGUUUAUAUCCUAACUUACUGCCAUGUAUGGGUAAUAUCUUUAGAGCUGAAUUUUGUAGAUAGCCCUGUUCAUUUUCAUUCUCCCCAUCAAUGUGACAUACUUGUUUUUUCUCAAAUAUUUCUGAGAAGGAAGUCAAUGCGUCAGUACCCCCGAUUUCCACUGUGUUUGUGCUGGACAGGGAACAACGUGGGAAUUGUGUAGAUUUUUCUUACACAACUUUGUUUUGAUGUUUUUUGUUAUGAAAAUAAAAAAAGAACACAAA